AUGGAUGAUGCGAAGCUAUUUGGUAAAACAAAAGUUGAACUGAAUUUAUUAAUUGAAAGCACAAAAGAAUUUAGCCAAGACAUUGGUAUNGUCAGUCAGUCUGUGCUUUUUCACCCUUCUGUUUCAGAGCUCCCUUCAUCAGAACAUUUGAGUGUAGCCGAUGCAACAUGGCUGGCCCUCAACGUCGUCUCGGGAGGAGGUGGCUUCUCCGGCUCUCAGCCUAUCGGUGUGACCAAAAUUGCCAAAUCAGUCAUAGCUCCACUAGCCAAUCAGAAUAUCUCAGUGUUUAUGCUCUCCACCUAUCAGACAGACUUUAUUCUGGUACGCGAGAGGGACCUGGCCUUUGUCACUCACACCCUGGCUUCUGAGUUCACCAUCCUCAGAGUCGUGAAUGGGGAGACUGUGGCAGCCGAUAACCUUGGGAUAACCAACGGAUUUAUGAAACCAAAACUGGUGCAAAGGCCUGUCAUCCACCCCCUUUCCAGUCCGAGUAACAUGUUCUGUGUCACCAGCCUGGACCCUGAUACCCUUCCCUCCGUUGCUACACUCCUUAUGGAUGUCAUGUUUUACUCCAAUGGAGUAAAAGAUUUAGUGGCAAGCAAUGAAGAUUCUGAACACAUUCGUUUUUUCUCAUUUUCUCUCAUUGAGGGAUACAUUUCUUUGGUGAUGGAUGUACAGACGCAGAAAAGGUUUCCUACUAAUCUGUUGUUUACAAGCGCAUCAGGAGAACUCUGGAAGAUGGUUCGCAUUGGAGGGCAACCUCUCGGCUUUGAUGAGUGUGGAAUCGUGGCUCAGAUCUCUGAGCCUUUAGCUGCCGCAGACAUCCCUGCCUAUUACAUCAGUACUUUUAAGUUUGAUCAUGCACUGGUUCCAGAAGAAAAUAUCAACGGUGUUAUCAAUGCACUCCAAGUCAGUCAACCUGAAAAAUAUUAAUUUUUUCCCCCCCAGAAUGGGACCUAGGUGUAUUUUAAAACAAAGAAUUCUUCUCAGUAUUUCCUAGCAAUGGGGUGGGUGGUUCUUUCUUUCUUUCUUUUUUUUUCUUUUUUACUCCAAAGAGAGCACGGGAGAAAUAUUUUGCCAUGCCACGAAGAAGUGAUGAAGCAAAAGACUAUUGCAUAGGCAAAUUGACUCCCAGUAGCUUUUUACAAAAUAGUAA
Molecule: messenger RNA, 1156 nt
Organism: Thamnophis sirtalis
Lineage: Eukaryota; Metazoa; Chordata; Lepidosauria; Squamata; Natricidae
Source: RefSeq, a predicted model, not a curated record